Messenger RNA from Nipponia nippon (crested ibis), 2310 nucleotides. The record is from RefSeq and is a predicted model, not a curated record. NCBI's taxonomy places the organism in Eukaryota, Metazoa, Chordata, Aves, Pelecaniformes, Threskiornithidae.
AUGGAAACUCUGCUCUUCCUCUUGACAUGUCUUUGGGGUGCUGCCAACACAGCUCCCAUCAGACUUGUGAGCGGCCCCAGCCGCUGCGCGGGGCGGCUGGAGGUGCUUUGGAAGCAGCAGUGGGGAACCGUGUGUGAUGACAGCUGGGAUCUGUCCGAUGCCAUGGUCGUAUGCAGGCAGUUGGACUGUGGGGAAGCACUGUCAGCCCCUGGCUCAGCUCACUUUGGUCAAGGAACUGGUCAUAUCUGGCUGGAUGACAUGAACUGCACCGGUACAGAAGCUGACCUUUCUGCCUGCAGGACCAGACCCUGGGGAGAGCAUAACUGCAAUCAUGGAGAAGAUGCAGGCGUUGUCUGCUCAGGUAACUCAUAAAUUAAAAAACCAGUUAAGCUACAACUAGUGAACGGUUCAAGUCGCUGUGCUGGGAGAGUGGAGGUGCUUUAUGGCCAGCAAUGGGGAACUGUCUGUGAUGACAACUGGGAUAUAAUUGAUGCUGAAGUUGUAUGCCGGCAGCUGGGCUGUGGGACUGCUCUAUCUGCUCCUUCCUCAGCUUACUUUGGGGUAGGGCCUGACCCCAUUUGGCUUGAUGAUGUGACCUGCAAAGGAACCGAAGCUGCCCUCUCCGAAUGCAGUGCAAAACCUUGGGGAAGCCAUAACUGUGUGCAUGGAGAAGAUGCUGGUGUUGUGUGCUCAGGCUUUGCAGAACCUGCCCCGCUUCGAUUAGUGGAUGGAUUGACCCACUGCUCUGGGAGAGUUGAGGUGUUUUAUGGCCAGCAUUGGGGAACUGUGUGUGAUGAUGACUGGGACUUGAUUGAGGCAGAAGUGGUGUGCAGGCAGCUGGGCUGUGGGAAGGCCUUGUUGGCUACCCAUGGGGCUUACUUUGGGCAAGGAUCUGGCCCCAUUUGGCUUGAUGAUGUCAGCUGCACAGGAACAGAAGCUGCUGUCUCCCAGUGCAGAGCCACUCCUUGGGGAAGCCAUAACUGUGGGCACGGAGAAGAUGCUGGCGUGGUUUGUACAGGAUUUGCUGAGCUGCUUCCAGUCCGGCUGGUGAACGGUUCGAGCAACUGCUCUGGAAGAGUCGAGGUGUUUCAUGAGCAGCAGUGGGGGACCGUCUGUGACGACAGCUGGGAUUUGACAGAUGCCCAAGUGGUGUGCAGGCAGCUGGGCUGUGGAACAGCAGUCUCAGUCCCUGGCUCCGCUCAGUUUGGACAAGGAACUGGCCAAAUUUGGCUGGAUGAUGUGAACUGUGCAGGGGCUGAAACCAUCCUCACUGAGUGCCGGGCCAGGCCUUGGGGAGACCACAACUGUAACCACGGAGAAGAUGCUGGUGUGGUCUGCUCAGGUGUUCCAGAACCAGCACCGAUCCGAGUAGUGAACAGUUCGAAUUUCUGCUCUGGAAGAGUCGAGGUGUUUCAUGAGCAGCAGUGGGGGACCGUCUGUGACGUGGGAUUGGAUUUGACAGAUGCCCAAGUGGUGUGCAGGCAGCUGGGCUGUGGAACAGCAGUCUCAGUCCCUGGCUCCGUUUGGGCAACAGGGGCUGAAACCAUCCUCACUGAGUGCCGGGCCAGGCCUUGGGGAGACCACAACUGUAACCACGGAGAAGAUGCUGGUGUGGUCUGCUCAGGUGUUGAGGAACCAGCUCCCAUCCGGCUCGUGAAUGGUCCGAAUCAUUGCACUGGGAGAGUCGAGGUGUUUCAUGAGCAGCAGUGGGGAACCGUGUGUGAUGAUGGCUGGGAUACAGCUGAAGCCAGCGUUGUGUGCAGGCAGCUGGGCUGUGGGGCAGCACUGUCAGCCCCUGGUUCAGCUCAUUUUGGGCAAGGGCCUGACCCCAUAUGGCUGGACAAUGUGAAUUGCUCAGGGAACGAAGCUGCCCUCUCUGAGUGUAGGGCCCAGUCUUGGGGGUCCCAUAACUGCAAGCAUGGAGAAGAUGCUGGUGUGGUGUGCUCAGGUACUCCAGAAGUUCCUCCUCUCCGGCUGGUGAACGGCCCCACUCGUUGUGCCGGGAGAGUUGAGGUGCUUCAUAGCCAGCAGUGGGGGACGAUCUGCGAUGACAGCUGGGACUUGAGUGAUGCUGCAGUGGUGUGCCAGCAGCUGGGCUGUGGCACGGCCAUGUCUGCCCCAGGUUCAGCUUAUUUUGGGCAAGGUUUUGGCCGUAUCUGGUUGGAUGAUGUGAAAUGCUCUGGUAGAGAAUCAGCCCUCUCCAAGUGUGUGGCAAGGCCUUGGGGAGUCCAUAACUGUAAUCACGGAGAAGAUGCGGGCAUUGUAUGCUCAGACAAGUACCACAGGGUGACGUUGGAGGCGUGGAGUUGA